Molecule: messenger RNA, 2399 nt
Organism: Ctenocephalides felis (cat flea)
Lineage: Eukaryota; Metazoa; Arthropoda; Insecta; Siphonaptera; Pulicidae
Gene: wdb
Product: serine/threonine-protein phosphatase 2A 56 kDa regulatory subunit epsilon isoform
Exons: 9
Coding region: 684-2135 (483 amino acids)
Biological process (GO): signal transduction; protein dephosphorylation
Cellular component (GO): cytosol; nucleus; protein phosphatase type 2A complex
Molecular function (GO): protein phosphatase activator activity
Source: RefSeq, a predicted model, not a curated record
GUCUCGUCCAAUCGAAAAAUUCUUACUCGGUUUAGUAGUGUGUUGGUUGAAUUAAAUUACUUGCUUUAAGUAAAGAACUGUCAAAUAAGUGUAUUUGUAAUAUUAUUUCAGUGACUCGUAGUUAUUAGGAUAUGAAUGUGAUCAUUUUCCUCUUUUACCGUUAAAUGGUGUCUGUAAAAAUGAAAAGUAUUGAAUGGGCCUCGUACUUGACGGCCCAAUGUACGUACCUCAGGCUUUCUCGUCGCCAACCAAAAGAGUUUUUAAUUUAAUUUAAAUUAUCAUAUUUACAUUCGCUGUGAAAUAAAAGUAUUCUCUAGCAUUAGUGUUUAAUUGGAUAAAUGAAUCGUUUCAAAGUUGGUGUCACUGAAUUUGUCCAGCAUCUACCUAACCUAUCAACUGUGGUGAAAUAUAAGUGAAUUUAAUCAAAAGUGCAAACAUUUUUCUACUACAUCCAUUAUUAUUUCGUGGACCAAUAGUCAUUUUAAAAUAUAAAUAAGUACAUGUGAAUCUAAAUUCUUCAGUGCCAAAUUUUUUUAAUCAAACACCAAACCAAUGCAUGGAUAUUGAAAUAUAUAAUUGUAAAGUUAAGUAUUUAUACCAAUGACUAUGAAGAAGUGAUAUUGUUUAUUUUCUGUUUCUGAUAUUCUUCAUCGCACCUAUUGAGUAUUUACAAUUUAGUGAAGAUGUCGGGUACAUUUGUGGAUCGAAUAGACCCAUUUGCAAAGAGAUCACUUAAGAAAAAAAGUAAAAAGUCUCAGGGAUCAUCCCGAUAUAGAAAUUCACAGGAUGUCGAAUUACAACAACUGCCACAACUUAAAGUGGAGGUAUCCAGUGGUGAGCAAGAAGAAUUGUUCAUUCGUAAGCUGCGCCAGUGCUGCGUGGCGUUUGAUUUCAUGGACCCCGUGGCUGAUCUGAAAGGCAAAGAAAUAAAGCGCGCUUCUCUCAACGAUCUAGUGGACUAUAUGACACACGGCAGGGGUGUACUGACGGAGCCUGUUUAUCCAGAAAUUAUUAAAAUGAUUUCUGCGAAUUUAUUCCGAACGCUGCCACCGAGUGAGAAUCCAGAUUUUGACCCCGAAGAGGAUGACCCAACGCUGGAAGCAUCCUGGCCACAUUUACAGCUAGUGUACGAACUGUUUUUGAGAUUCUUGGAAAACACUGAUUUUCAACCGACAAUCGGCAAAAAAGUCAUCGAUCAGAAGUUUGUUCUCCAGCUACUAGAGUUGUUUGACUCGGAAGAUCCAAGAGAACGCGAUUUCCUGAAGACAGUUUUGCAUCGCAUAUAUGGAAAAUUUUUGGGCCUACGUGCCUUCAUUCGCAAACAAAUAAACAACAUAUUUUUGCGUUUUGUUUACGAAACCGAACAUUUCAAUGGAGUUGGUGAACUAUUAGAAAUACUUGGCAGCAUAAUAAAUGGUUUCGCUUUGCCAUUGAAGUCUGAACACAAGCAAUUCUUGGUAAAAGUUCUUCUGCCUUUACAUAAAGUGAAAUGCUUAUCGUUGUAUCAUGCACAACUAGCUUAUUGUGUGGUUCAGUUUUUGGAAAAAGAUGCUGCCUUGACAGAACCUGUUGUCAGGGGUCUUCUGAAAUUUUGGCCAAAAACUUGCAGCCAAAAAGAGGUCAUGUUUCUUGGAGAGAUAGAGGAAAUAAUGGAUGUGCUAGAGCCAUCACAAUUCGCUCGGGUACAAGAGCCAUUGUUCAGGCAAAUUGCAAGAUGUGUCAGUAGUCCUCAUUUUCAGGUUGCUGAGAGAGCUUUAUAUUAUUGGAAUAAUGAAUAUGUUAUGUCACUUAUUGAAGAAAACAAUCAUGUAAUUAUGCCCAUAAUGUUUCCGGCUUUGUACCGCAUUUCAAAAGAGCAUUGGAAUCAGACAAUUGUGACUUUAGUUUAUAAUGUCUUAAAAACAUUCAUGGAAAUGAAUAGUAAACUAUUUGAUGAAUUGACUGCAAGUUAUAAAGGAGAACGACAGAAAGAAAAGAAACGCGAGCGCGAACGAGAUGAAUUAUGGAAACGUUUAGCAGAUUUGGAAAUAAGUCACCGAAAGCAGAUAGAGUCCUCAAGCUCAUCAGGACCACAGUUGCAGAAUGCUGUAACGACAGCCGUAACCCACCAUCAAUUGCCACAGAAAACCAAGUGAAACAUCAGUAAUACAUGUGUCAAGAACCAGGAUACAAUCUGAGCAACCUAUAACCUUCCUGCUGCUACUGUGAUCUGUCAUGACAUUUACCACACAUCGACAUGACAUCAAUCGGUGUAUGAAGUUUCAAAGUGAUUAUAGUGCUCGUGCGUGUGUACUUAUCAGUUUAUACAUGCACAAGUUGUAUGUGUGAUGCAGUUAUGUUAAAGUUUUUAUUUGUUUAUAGUGUGACUUGGUUUAUUGGCGAAAUAUGCAAAGACUUUC